GGUAAACAGUCAUGGGGAAGGACCAUAUGCUGUAAGGACCCUAUUGGGGUGGGUUCUUAAUGGAUCACUGGGAGAAGGUCACAGUAAGCCUCCUGAUGAUGAAGAUUGUCCAACUCUUAGUGUAAACAGGAUUUCUGUAGAAACAUUGGAACAAAUGCUGAAAACUCAGUAUGAACAUGACUUCAAUGAAAGGGCAUCAGAAGACAAAGAGGAGAUGUCAAGAGAGGAUCUGAAAUUCAUGGAAAUUAUGAACGAAUCAGUGAAGCUUAAAGAUGGACAUUACAUUUUAAAACUACCCUUCAAAAUGAACAAUGUUGUCAUGCCAAACAAUUUCUGUGUUGCCCAACAGCGCAUUUCAGGAUUGAAAAGAAAGUUUGAGAAACAUGAGAUGUUCCAUCAAGAAUAUACAAAGUACCUUAGGGAACUUAUUCAAAAUGGUUAUGCUGAGCAGGUACCCCAGGAUCAACUAGAGCGGUCUGAUGGUAAACUUUGGUACAUUCCUCAUCACGGGGUGUUCCAUCCUCGAAAGGGAACAUUACGUGUUGUAUUUGACUGUGGUGCUGAAUUCAGGAACACAUCCUUAAACAAACAACUUCUACAAGGUCCCAAUCUUACCAGUUCUUUGUUGGGUGUUCUGCUAAGAUUCAGACAAGAUCAAGUUGCAUUCAUGACUGAUGUACAAUCAAUGUUUCAUCAAGUUAAAGUUGCUGAAAAUGAGACAGACUUUCUUCGGUUUCUAUGGUGGCCUGAUGGUGACAUUACUCGAGAAAUUGCAGAAUAUAGGAUGACCGUGCAUCUGUUUGGAGCAGUGUCCUCUCCGAGCUGUGCCUGCUAUGCUCUUAGAAAGACAGCAGAAGACAACAAACACAUGUUUCCAACCGAGGUCAUUGAUAGCGUCCACAAUAACUUAUGUUGAUGAUUUUUUGAAAAGUCUUCCAUCUCAACACGAAGCUAUCCAAAUGGUUAAAGAUCUUGCUGCACUUUGCCAUAAAGGUGGCUUCCAUUUAACACAAUGGAUUAGCAACAAUCGUGAGGUUUUACAAACCAUUCCAGAAAAGGAUAGAUCUAAAAACCUGAGGGAACUGAAUUUAGAUCGGGAUGAACUGCCCAUUGAAAGAGCUCUUGGACUUUAUUGGUGUGUCCAGACAGACACCUUUAAGUUCAAAAUGAUGGAAAAGGAGCGACCGCAUACUAGACGUGGAAUUUUAUCAGUGGUGAGCUCAGUCUACGACCCUUUGGGAUUUCUUGUUCCUGUAACACUUCCAGCCAAACUUAUGUUACAUGAGCUGUGCAGAAAGAACUAUGGCUGGGAUGAUCAAAUUCCCCAAAGCCUCGAACAACAGUGGAUAAAGUGGCUAACAGAUCUUCAACAAGUAAAUGCAUUCAAAGUUGACCGAUGCAUCAAGGCACAGGACUUUGGACAACUUGAUCAUGCUCAAUUGCAUCACUUCUCAGAUGCCAGCGAAAAUGGCUAUGGAACAGUAACUUAUCUUCGACUGCAAAAUCAAAAUAAUGUACAUGUUUCUUUUCUGCUUGGCAAAUCAAGAGUGGCACCUCUCAAACAAAUUACCAUUCCUCGAUUAGAGCUUACUGCUGCUGUCCUGGCUGUUCGAAUAGAUAAGAUGCUUAGAACAGAACUGCAGCUUCCACUUGAUGAUUCUUGUUUUUGGACUGAUAGUACUUCAGUUCUUAAAUACAUAAAAAAUGAAGAAAAAAGGUUUCGUACAUUUGUAGCCAACAGAGUAUCAACCGUUCGAGAAAUAACAGACAUCACACAGUGGAGAUACAUCCAUACCACCCAGAAUCCUGCAGAUGAUGCUUCUAGGGGGUUGAAAGUGGGGAAGUUACUCACAAACAAGCGAUGGUUAAAAGGUCCAGACUUUCUGAGGACAACAAAGGAGGAGUGGCCAGAAGUCAAUUUGGAUUUAUGCAUUGCUCCUGAAGAUCCAGAGCUCAAAAGGGAGCACAAAAUAAAUGCUGUGAUUAUUGAAACAAAUGUAACUAGCCAACUGAUUGAAUAUUUUUCUGAUUGGAAGAGGCUAAAAAUUGCAGUUGCAUGGAUGCUGAAACUAAAGCAUAUCUUAAUGGAAUUGAGCAAGAAAAGGAAAGAACUGUUGAAAUCGUCAGACCGACCCUGUAAUAUUGAACUGGAAGUGAAAAGGAUCAAAGCUGCAUUAGGACCCCAAAGCUUGUCAUCAGAGGAUCUAACUGAAGCAGAAAAUGCAGUCAUUCGUUUCUCUCAGUUUGAAAAAUUUGCCAAUGAAAUUGUCGCACUGUCCUCAGGAAAAUAUGAGGUGAGAAAGGACAGCACUAUCCAUCGAUUGAAUCCGGUUCUAGAGCAUGAAUUGUUGAGAGUUGGUGGAAGAUUGUGUAAUGCAGCAAUGCCUGAAGAGAUUAAACAUCCCAUAAUUUUAUCUAAAGACCAACAUGUUUCCAAGCUUAUUCUAAAGCAUAUACAUGAACAGGUCGGUCAUGGUGGAAGAAACCAGGUUCUUUCCAAGUACGUGAGAAAUAUUGGAUAACACAUGCCAAUGCGGCAACAAGAA
Messenger RNA from Astyanax mexicanus (Mexican tetra), 2546 nucleotides. RefSeq lists its product as uncharacterized. Bases 834 to 2522 code for a protein of 562 amino acids. Lineage: Eukaryota; Metazoa; Chordata; Actinopteri; Characiformes; Acestrorhamphidae. The transcript has a single exon. The record is from RefSeq and is a predicted model, not a curated record.